Vicia villosa (hairy vetch) is the source of this 1623-nucleotide messenger RNA. RefSeq names its product 1-acyl-sn-glycerol-3-phosphate acyltransferase 2-like. Gene Ontology annotation, cellular component: endomembrane system. Lineage: Eukaryota; Viridiplantae; Streptophyta; Magnoliopsida; Fabales; Fabaceae. The transcript has 11 exons. The record is from RefSeq and is a predicted model, not a curated record. The coding region runs from base 235 to 1398 and encodes 387 amino acids. Gene Ontology annotation, molecular function: 1-acylglycerol-3-phosphate O-acyltransferase activity.
UGGGAAGUAGGGGAAAUGAAGUGAUGUUAUUUCAGUGGCAUUGUCCUUGGAAAGACGAAGACAAGACUCAUCUACUCUCUUAAUCAAAUAUUCAAUUCCCAUUAAACACGCUCUUUAUAACUUCAUCAUUUACAUCGCUUCUUAUCAAUUCAUUCCUCUUUCUCUCUCUAUCCGUUUUUUUUUGUUGCGCCGGAGAGAGAAAGAGAAAGAGAAAGAGAAAGAGAAAGAGCAGGCAUGGCUAUUGCAGCUGCUGCUGUUGUGGUUCCAUUAGGCCUGCUCUUCUUCACCUCAGGCCUCAUCGUUAAUCUCAUUCAGGCAACAUUCUAUGUUCUUGUAAGGCCGCUGUCAAAGAAUUUGUACAGACGGAUCAACCGGGUGGUGGCAGAACUGUUGUGGCUGGAACUUAUUUGGCUUAUUGAUUGGUGGGCUGGAGUUAAGGUCCAAAUAUACACGGAUAGCGAAACUUUUCGUUUGAUGGGUAAAGAACAUGCACUUGUCAUAUGCAAUCACAGAAGUGAUAUUGAUUGGCUUGUUGGAUGGGUUUUAGCUCAGCGUUCAGGUUGCCUUGGAAGUACUGUAGCAGUGAUGAAGAAAUCAUCAAAGUUACUACCGGUAAUUGGCUGGUCAAUGUGGUUUUCUGAGUAUCUUUUCCUGGAGAGAAGUUGGGCCAAGGAUGAAAACACAUUGAAAUCAGGUAUACAGCGGUUGAGAGAUUUUCCUCUUCCUUUUUGGUUGGCUCUCUUUGUAGAAGGAACACGCUUCACAAAGGUUAAAUUGUUAGCUGCUCAGGAAUAUGCUGCAUCCACUGGAUUACCUGUUCCUAGAAACGUGUUGAUUCCUAGAACUAAGGGGUUUGUUUCGGCUGUAAGUCAUAUGCGCUCAUUUGUUCCUGCCAUUUAUGACAUAACAGUGGCUGUCCCUAAAAGUUCUCCUGCUCCAACAAUGCUAAGACUCUUAAAUGGGAAACCUUCUGUGGUACAAGUUCAUAUCAAACGACAUUUGAUGAAAGAAUUACCAGAAACAGACGAAGCUGUUGCUCAGUGGUGUAAAGAUAUAUUUGUGGCCAAGGAUGCAUUGUUAGACAAACACUUAGCCGAUGAUACUUUCAGUGAUCUAGAGCUGCAGGAUACUCGCCGACCAAUAAAGCCUCUUGCGGUAGCUCUAUCUUGGGCUUUUGUGGUUGUCGCAGGCACUGCGAAGUUCCUACAAUGGUCUUCGUUGCUAUCAUCGCGGAAGGGUGUUGCAUUUUCAACCUUGGGUUUGGCAGUUGUUACUGGCCUCAUGCACAUCUUGAUUUUAUUCACACAGGCAGAGCGUUCUAACCCGGCCAAGGUAGCCCCUGCAAAGCCAAAGAACAAGGAAGAAAAACCCGAGGCUACAAAUGACAAACAACAGUAGUUUACAGAUGUGCUUGUUCAAACCCAAAACUACAAAUGUGUUUGUUCACCUCAAAAACCUGCAUAGACACUGUAAUACUAAUUAUUUCAACUUCAAAAGCUACCAUGUUGUGGUAUCCAAUUCUUACAUGUGUAUGCUUAGUUUUCAACAUAAUUAGGAUAAUAACUUUGAAAGCUAUCUAAAUAUUAGGUACUAAACUGAUAUUUAUUAUCAUUUAUUCAACUA